This is a messenger RNA of Drosophila santomea, 968 nucleotides long. RefSeq lists its product as uncharacterized. The record is from RefSeq and is a predicted model, not a curated record. The transcript has 4 exons. The coding region runs from base 56 to 922 and encodes 288 amino acids. NCBI's taxonomy places the organism in Eukaryota, Metazoa, Arthropoda, Insecta, Diptera, Drosophilidae.
CGUUAAGAUGGAUUGCAAUUGCAAGUGGAUUGAUUAUUCAUAGAUCAGAAUUUGUAUGAUAAUUUCAACAUGUAUGUUUGCCAUGAGGCAAAAGUGCAAUGAACCUUGUGGCUGGCAAAUUGGGUUAGCACAUGCAAUGUAUCCCGAGUGCCUGGAUUUGUGUCAGCCUCGAGCACAAUUAAAAUCAAUAGAGCGCAGUGAAAUCACUCAGGUGUCUGACAACUCCUGCAGGACAUUCGUCAGUCGCGUUUAUUACUGGGUAGUGAAAAGUUCGGCCAUGGAACUGCGUCGGAAAAUCGCUCUGCGCAUUCUGCCUCUAUUUUUGGUCAUCUUUCUAUGCACAAUGGGCGAGGCAUAUCUGAAGAGUGUCCGUGUGGAUGAGAUUCCCUUUGCCGGCAGAAAGGUCCUGGCCAAUCGCCGGUCCAGUGGCAUUCAUCUCAUUUCGAGUUUGGAGCAUCAGCGCACCUUUCUUCACCUCUUCCAUGUGCCCUACAUCAUUUGCUUUUACGCCGCAAAGGGAAAAUGGCCGUAUGUGCCGGGAUUCAUGAAAUACCGAGUUGACAAUGCGGCGCGCAGUUUCUUCAAUCAGAACGACAGUUUCAUCAAACAGUUUUGCACCAAGUGGAUUCAGGUCAAGGAGUGCUUUCGUCCCCUUUUCGACAAAUCAAAUACCACAGAUUCGGAGGUGGAAACGCUGGAUGCCAAAAUUCAGGGACAGCGCUGCAACUGCGACAAGUUGCUCCUCUCAACGGAGGCACCUGUACCGGUCGUCUACUUCGACAAGAACUACAUUGGAAACGUUAGUUCGGAAACCAUUAUGAAUACCAUUGAAUUUCUGGAGAGUUUCCUGCCGCCGCCCACUAAAAAACACAAGCGCAAGAAUCGAGUUCGUGGACGCUUAGACGAUAUGGACAUUGAAUAGAUAUCAUUUCAGCAGAUAUCGCCAGCACUCAAAUUUAAAUUUUAAU